AGCGUAAGCAGAAGAAGGAGGGCUGGAGCCCCUCCGGCUCCCUGUCCGCACCUGCUCCUCUGGGAAGCGGUUCCGUCCUCCUCUCCCUCCCGCUUUCGCCGGGCCCCCACCCAACCCGUCGGUCCCUCCCCCGAAGCUGGUCAGAGGCUGCAGCGAGUCGCGGCUCUGGCAAAAGUUUUGAGAGGCGCAGAGCUCACGAGCCAGCGGCAUAGAGCGAGCCUUGCCUGGGACCUCCUCGCCCUGUUUGCCCUGGGAUGCGCCCGGCGGGCACCGCGAACCGAGGCCAGUCAGGGUUCUGCUGAAACGGCACUAGGCCAUUCCCUAGGAAGCCAGCGGCUCUGGGAGCAUCCCAAUGCGGCUUCGCAGCCCUGCAGAGGGAUGUCCCAGCCACGCUUUCUCAGUAUCCUGCUGGCACUGGUGUUGUGCCUCCAGGGACCCUCAGCCCAGAUCAUGGACUUCCUCUUUGAGAGCUGGAAGGCCUACAGUGAAGAGUGCCACCACAACAUGAGCCUUCUGCCACCACCGACUGAGCUGGUCUGCAACCGAACCUUUGACAAAUACUCAUGCUGGCCUGAUGCACAGCCCAACAGCACAGUCAAUGUGUCCUGCCCCUGGUUCCUGCCCUGGUAUGACCAAGUGAAGCAUGGAUAUGUAUUCAAGAAGUGUGGUCCAGAUGGGCAGUGGGUGACCAGUCCCGAAGGGAAGUCAUUGCGUGAUGCCCAUCAGUGUGUGAUGGACAAUAAGACAAUCUCAGAGCAGGACAGAUUUGCAAGGAUCUAUGGUAGCUUCAAGGUGAUGUACACGGUUGGCUACUCGGUGUCACUCUGCGCCUUGAUUCUUGCUUUGGCUGUGCUGCUGGGCUUCAGCAAGCUGCACUGUAUGCGCAACUAUAUCCACAUGAACCUCUUCGCCUCCUUCAUCCUGAAGGGCAUCUCAGUCCUUGUCAUCGACACGCUGCUCAACACUCGCUACAGUGAGAAGAUAGAUGACUACAGUGUGGGUCUUUGGCUGAGUGAUGAGGCUGCUGCAGAGUGCCGGGCAGCCACUGUGUUCAUGCAGUAUGGCAUGGUGGCCAACUACUGCUGGCUGCUGGUGGAGGGGCUCUACCUGCACAACUUGCUCGUGUUGGCCGUCUUCUCUGAGCGCAGCUACUUCACACUCUACCUCUGCAUUGGCUGGGGGGCCCCAGUACUCUUCAUUGUGCCGUGGAUAGUGGUGAAAUAUCUUUAUGAAAAUAUUCAAUGCUGGAGUACCAACAAUAAUAUGGGUUUCUGGUGGAUCCUGCGUUUCCCUGUGUUCCUGGCCAUCUUGAUCAAUUUCUUCAUUUUCAUCCGUAUCAUUCAGAUCUUGGUCUCCAAACUCCGUGCCCACCAGAUGCGGUACACAGACUACAAAUUCCGGCUGGCCAAGUCAACACUGACGCUUAUCCCGUUGCUGGGUAUCCAUGAGGUGGUUUUUGCCUUUGUCACGGAUGAGCAUGCCCAGGGCACACUGCGCUAUGUCAAGCUCUUCUUUGACCUCCUCCUCAGCUCUUUCCAGGGAUUACUGGUGGCCAUUCUCUACUGCUUUGUGAACAAGGAGGUACACUCAGAGCUCAUGAAGAAAUGGACGCGCUGGAAACUUGGCUGGGACAUAGAGGAGGAAUACAAGCACACAUACAGCCACACGCCCCAUGUCCACAACGGGAGUGCCAGGACCUGCGAGAAGCACAAGCUGGUUGGCAACUACCUCCAUGGACUGGGCCGCAGCCAAGCAACCAUCCAUACCAGCACACAGUAUCUGGAGAGGACAGCGUGUAGUACCAGCGAGAACUUGGCUGUGGGCGAGCAACCCCAUUGCUACGAGUUCCCGGACACAGCCGAGAGCAACUUCUGAACCUGGACUACUCGCCUGCACCAGGCACGUAGGAUCUGCCUAAAUCUUUGCCCAGACAGCCACAUUGCAGAGCAAGGAGGGCAGCUGACAGCCCAGGACAUGGAGACACCAAGUGGGACAUGUGACUGACAACUGCGCCCUCUGCUUGAAGCUAACUGGAUGGCACGAAUUCUUUUCCAUGCUGAAGAUGUGUGUGUGGCAGACCCACUGAGACUAGCUGCCCUGCCUGUCUGCAUGCGGAAUGCUCCAUGGGUGAGACCCAUGGGUGAGCAAAAUGAAAUGAGGGAGUGACAGCCCAGUCAUAGGGCACCCUGAGAGAGAUGACAACACCAGACAAGCUUUGUAGUGAGAAUACAUUCUGUCCCAUCAUUAAGUCUGCAGUUUAGAUUGUGCCAUGAUUAGCACUGAUCAAACUCCUUAACCAUCUCAGAUUUUGUUUUUUAAAACCAAGUUUCUAGCCCUUAUAAAUUACAGAGAACAAGCUGAGAAUAUGCCAGCAAUAUUUGCUAAAAGGUUAAUACACACACAUGCAUUCACAAGGGUCUGUGCAAUUUUUUAAAUCUAUCAGAUGGUAGGAUAUACAGUAUUCAGACUAUCAGCCGUUCCCAAUGUUUCUGUCAUUUCCCCCCUAUCUUCCAGAACCUGGUAAACACUUCAAUGCAAAAUUCUACAAAUAAAGCUCCCCAAACAAACUGGGCAUGCAAAUGCAAAUAUAAGUAUAAUUGCCCAAUUAUACUUGUCCAAACAUGCAAAUGUAGUUAUAAUUGCCCAAUAUGGCUAAGUGUCCUAUUUGCAAAAUCUGAAAUUUCACGGUAGCAUACCCUGGGCUCUCUGAGUGCAAACUUUCUGGAUCCACUUUCUUAUAUAUGGAUAUGUAGUCUGGUGAACAGAGAUGUCUUUGCCUGCUGAGCACAUGGGAUAGCAUGCCUCUUAAGGAACUCACAGAUCUUUGGGGGUGGUGUAGGAAGCAUUGCCUACAGCGCUUGGGAGGAACAAUACUACCAUUCGGUGUACAUGUGGAAGAGACAAUGUUUACUCAGGUGAGAAGUGUAAUUAACUAUUGACCUUGUAUGUAGCUGUACCAUUGCAUCCACACUAUGGGCAUGUUUGCUUCUUCUGUUCUGGGUGACUCUGUCAAUCCAUGUGUGUGGGCAAUGCAAGCUCUGAGGGCCACCUCUGUGUCUGCCUAUCAAUGCCAAUGUUCUGGGGAUUGAAGGCCCCAAUAAAACUAUACUAUAUGUCCUA
Messenger RNA from Rhineura floridana, 3120 nucleotides. RefSeq names its product glucagon receptor (gene GCGR). The transcript has 14 exons. NCBI's taxonomy places the organism in Eukaryota, Metazoa, Chordata, Lepidosauria, Squamata, Rhineuridae. The record is from RefSeq and is a predicted model, not a curated record. Gene Ontology annotation, molecular function: peptide hormone binding; glucagon receptor activity. Gene Ontology annotation, cellular component: plasma membrane. The coding region runs from base 379 to 1875 and encodes 498 amino acids. Gene Ontology annotation, biological process: cell surface receptor signaling pathway; adenylate cyclase-activating G protein-coupled receptor signaling pathway.